CUUGAUCGGUGCCGAAGCGGUGGACUUGAAGGAGGAUGAUGAGGAGUGGACGUACCCCGAAGGAGGACGGGGUUGGUGGGUUGUCGCGGGGUGUACGAUCAUUGCUGCUGUCACUCUCGGAUGGCCGUUGGCAUGGGGCGUCUUCCAGGCGUAUUACAAGCAGCACUUGUUCCCCGAUGCGCAGGACUCGGUGCUCUCUCUGCUAGGGAGCAUCUCGGGGAUGGUAACGAUGCCUAUGGCCUUCGUAGUCGGCAAGUUCGCCGAUCGAUACGGGUACAGACAGUUCAUCAUUGCCGGCUGCCUAACCGCCUUCCUCGCCAUGCUCACAGCGGCAUUCUCGACCCAGCUCUGGCAGUUCUUCCUCACCCAAGGUGUCCUUCAAGGCGCAUGCAUAGGCCUCAUCCUCCCCGUGGCCAUGUCAUUCCCUGCCCAGUGGUUCCGCUGCCGCAGAGGGCUAGCAACGGGGAUCGUUAUUGCCGGCAGCUCCUUCGGGGGCGGGGCAGGCUCGCUCAUGGCCCAGCAACUGCUCAACCGCCUAGGGCUGAGAUACACGCUCAUCUUCUACUCGUUCUAUCAUCUUUUCCUCAUGACACUAGCCGUGUUCAUGCUCCAAGACAGGCCACAUCCGCACAGCGCCCGAUUUACGAAAGCACCCAUCCAAUGGUGGGACUCGACGCUCUUCCGCAAACCUCUCUUCUGGAGCGUGGCGAUCGCGACUCUUUUCGUAGUGUUCGGUUACCUUCCUCCCUAUUUUUACAUCCAGCUAUAUACGAUGGAGAAACUCCCCGACCUCAACCCAGCGCUCUACGCCGUCCCGGCAGCAGUGAUGAACUUCUCUGCCGCUGCGGGCCGGACGGCGAUCGGCCUGCUCGCCGACCGGAUAGGCGUAGUGAACGCGUUCUUCGUCUCUGUCCUCAUAUCAGGGUGCAUGCAGCUCCUCUUCUGGAACUUUGCAACGUCCUUUCCGGCCAUUAUAUGCUUCUCGAUCCUGGUGGGAUUUUUUGGCGCGGCGUUUUUGAGCAUGACGAGCGUUAUUGGCGCAAAGCUGUUUGGGGUACAGAACCUUGCUACUCUGAGCGGCAUACUCUUGCUAUUUAACAUGCCCGGAAACGCCGCCGGCUCCCCUCUCGCAGGAGCGAUCUUCUCCGCCUCAGGCGGUAACUGGCACGCCGCAAUAACUUUCAGCGGGAUGUGUAGUGUUGUGGGCGCGUUCUGUAUCCUCUAUGCGAGGUUUAAGAUGGAGCCGAGGGUGUUUGCGAUUUACUAGAUCCGGGGAGCGCGCCGGGAGGGUGAGGAGAGAUGGGGGAAGAAACUGGUCUUUUUUUUUGGGAGAUCUGCAUUGUAUAAUAAACACAAUUGAAAUUUUGUG
Molecule: messenger RNA, 1369 nt
Organism: Dacryopinax primogenitus
Lineage: Eukaryota; Fungi; Basidiomycota; Dacrymycetes; Dacrymycetales; Dacrymycetaceae
Product: MFS general substrate transporter
Exons: 4
Coding region: 221-1267 (348 amino acids)
Biological process (GO): transmembrane transport
Cellular component (GO): fungal-type vacuole membrane
Molecular function (GO): transmembrane transporter activity
Source: RefSeq, a predicted model, not a curated record